AUGGCACACCUGCUGGGCAGCCAGGUCUGCAUGGACAGCCUACGCAGGGACCUCACUGACCUGCAGGGCGCCAUCGUGGACGUGUUCUCUCGUGCCGGGCCUGUGCACUUCCCCUCCUGGAAGUUCCCUGACCGCGUGGCCUGUGACCUCGACAUGGUGGCCCUGCUAGAGCACUAUGACCAUGUGCCAGGUGACCCUGAGUUCACGCAGCUGUCCCACGCCGUGCUGCUGGAGCUGGUCAUUGACAGGCUCCUGCUGCUACUUCAGAGCUGUGCGAGCUAUUUGGAGACCCUUGGCUCAGAGCAGAUGAUGCCUCCCACCCAGGCUGUGGGGCCCUGCAUGUCUGUGGGGCUCACGGUGCGACGCUUCUGGAACAGCCUGCUGAGGCUGGGCAUGCUCUACCAGCAGGCAGCCCCCCAGAAAAGGGAAAAUCAAGGGGAAACCCCCACCUCCAAGCCCACAGCCAAGGGCGAGCCGGCCAGGAGCCCUGAACGUAUGACUGCCAAGUUCAUUAAGGCCCCCUCCCCAAUGCCAAGAUUGCCCCAGACCUGCCAAGAGCCGGAGACCGUCCCUGUCAGAGUCUCCCUGCAGCGUCUAGCCACGACCAAGAACACCAAGAGUGUCCACUGCCAGACCAUUGAGACGGCCCUGGUGCCCUGUGACGCGUGCACCAGCGUCCAGGGCAGCCUGCAGGAGGUGGGCAAGGUGGUCAUCAGCCUGUGUCAGAGCCAGAACUUGCCCUCAUCCUUAGGCCAGUUCCAGCAGCUGGUGCAGGACAGCAUGGGGCUCAGGCCGCUGCCAGCUGCCACCGUGGGCCACUGGGCAGCAGAGCAGAGCAAGGACCUGACGCGCCUCAGUAAGCAUGUGGGGGCCCUGUCUCAGCUUGUCGGGCCCCUCAGGGCCCAGCUGGAGGAGGCCGAGGGGCAGAAGGCCGGACUGAGGAAGCAGGCGGGCAGGCUGGAGCAGGCGCUGCAGCAGGAGCAGGGGGCGCGGCAGCGGCAGGCGGAGGAGGCCAAGCAGCGCGUGGCCGAGUGGGAGCACGACAAGCAGCAGCUGCUCACAGAAACCAGUGACCUAAAGACAAAAGUGGCCGCCCUGGAAAGGGAGCUGAAGCAGCAGCAGGAGUCCACGCAGGCUGUGGAGGCGAAGGCCCAGCAGCUGCAGGAGGAAGGCGAGCGCAGGGCGGCGGCUGAGAGGCAAGUGCAGCAGCUGGAGGAGCAGGUGCAGCUGCUGGCGGGGCGGCUGGAGGGGGCCAGCCAGCAGAUCUGCUGGGCCAGCACGGAGCUGGACAAGGAGAAGGCCCGCGUCGACAGCAUGGUCCGCCACCAGGAGUCCCUGCAGGCCAAGCAGCGAGCCCUGCUACAGCAGCUGGACAGCCUGGACCAGGAGCGCGAGGAGCUGCGGGGCAGCCUGGAUGAGGCUGAGGCCCAGAGGGCUUACGUGGAAGAGCAGCUGCGGGCCGAGAGGGAGCAGGGGCAGUGCCAGCUCCAGGCCCAGCAGGAGCUGCUGCAGAGCCUGCAGCGGGAGAAGCAAGGCCUGGAGCAGGUGACCACUGACCUGCGGCUGACCAUCUUGGAGCUGGAGCGGCAGCUGGUGGAGCUGAGGGAGCGGGAGCGGCUGCUGGUGGCCUUCCCAGACCUGCACAGGCCCAGCGAGGCCCAGAUCCAAAAUGGGAGGCCCAGUGCUCUGCCCAGCUCGCCUCAUGUCCCUGCAGACUCCGGCAACGUCAUGGACGACAUGGAGAGGCAAGUGCAGGCCAAUGACAUCCGCAUCCGGGUCCUGCAGGAGGAGAACGGGCGGCUCCAGUCAAUGCUGUCUAAAAUCCGGGAGGUGGCCCAGCAGGGGGGCCUCAAGUUGAUCCCACAGGACCAGCUCUUGUCCCCUUCCAGCAAGGGAACUCAGGGAGCAGCACCCCCAGUGCAGGCUCAGAGGGCAUCCCCAGGGCCCCUGGGCAAGUGGCACCCUCCUGACAGCAGCAGGACAGGCAGUGCAAGCAGGACCUUGCCAGGCCAGCCCCGAGCAUCCACACCUCAGCAGCCCUGCGGCCGGCCCAGCAAGCCUUCCCUGGAGGAUGUGACCCACUCGGCCAUCUGUGUCCAGAACCCCAUCCAGGCCUUGGCCAGGCUGAGGAGGAGACUGUCACCAGGCCAGGGCCAGGCCAGAUCUGCACACCAGCCCCAGAAGCGGCUCACGUAGCCUGCAGCAGGGCUGGGGCUGGAUGGC
Messenger RNA from Propithecus coquereli (Coquerel's sifaka), 2223 nucleotides. It is a transcript of the gene CCDC157, whose product is annotated as coiled-coil domain containing 157. NCBI's taxonomy places the organism in Eukaryota, Metazoa, Chordata, Mammalia, Primates, Indriidae. The record is from RefSeq and is a predicted model, not a curated record. The transcript is spliced from 11 exons. Bases 1 to 2196 code for a protein of 731 amino acids.